AGCCCUUCAAGCCGAGGAAGACACCCUCCAGGUCUUCGGGGAAAAGAGAUCGGAUUGUGGUAUGCCAGAAGAGGAAGAGUCCGUAGGGAACAAGAACAGAGAUCAAAUCGACCGACUGUCACUAUUGACCAUGUAAGAGAGAGAAACCUUCGCCAUCUUCUCCACAAUUUACAGGAUGGUGAGACCAGCCACUACCUACCUCCCGGACGAAUGCCGCAACCAGCCAGAAGCAGCACCUAUACAGGUAUGCAGAUGAUGCUUUCUUGUGCUCUUGAUAACAGUUCAGU
Messenger RNA from Candidula unifasciata, 287 nucleotides. The record is from the annotation of a GenBank genome assembly. Lineage: Eukaryota; Metazoa; Mollusca; Gastropoda; Stylommatophora; Geomitridae.